Molecule: messenger RNA, 1083 nt
Organism: Caenorhabditis remanei
Lineage: Eukaryota; Metazoa; Nematoda; Chromadorea; Rhabditida; Rhabditidae
Exons: 8
Coding region: 1-1083 (360 amino acids)
Cellular component (GO): endoplasmic reticulum; Golgi apparatus; plasma membrane
Source: RefSeq, a predicted model, not a curated record
AUGCCAGAUGAUAUUCCAAAACUUCCGAGACAGCGUGGAAAGAAAAAUCAACCAAAGGACACAGCAUGGAAGCAGCAAAAACUGCCUGCACUCCGCCCCCACUACAGUAUCACAUCUGCCAUUCCGGUUACUCUAAUCACAGGAUUAGCCACACUGGCAAUGGGAAUUGCACUCUUUUUCGGACAUCAGGGGUCUUUGGAACAAGAGGUACUCUACACGAAUUGCACCCUUCCGAAUGGAACUCAAGUAGAGAGAGUUUUGAGAAGUGAAAUGAGAAAUGAGACAUUCCAAUGCGCGUAUAAUAUUAUUCUGGAUCAGGAUUAUACGGGCGACAUAAAAUUCUACUACGGACUCAACAAGUUCUACCAGAACAAUCGAUUGUACUUUAAUUCUCGAAACGAUCAGCAGUUGAGAGGGAAAAUAAAUGAAAUAGAUGGAUGUGAUCCAUUGCAAUACGUGGAUGUGAAUGGGACAAAAGUUCCGAUUGCUCCAUGUGGAUUUGUUGCGAAUUCCAUGUUUAAUGACACUUUCCAACUAUUCUACAUGAAUGGCACUACAAAUGGAACGACUCGAGUACCGUGGACUACACGUGGAGUACUAGGAGAAACCGAAAUGAAACGAAAGUUUCGAAAUCCAGUGAGAGCUGCCAAUCAGACACUUUGCGAUGUUUUUCAGGGCACAAUCCAACCCCCGGCAUGGAGAUAUCCAAUAUGUCAACUGGGAGUAAAUAGUACUGAUCCUGACGUUGGUAUUGGCUUUGAGAAUAUCGAUUUUAUGGUUUGGAUGAAAGUGGCGGCCCUUCCAAAGUUUAGAAAAUUGUAUCGAGUGUUGAAUAAACAGGUAGAUAUGUUCAGUAACGGGUUGCCGAGAGGAACCUAUCAAUUGGUCAUUAAUUAUAACUACCCAGUGGACAUGUACGACGGAGACAAAUCAUUCAUAAUUGCUUCUGAAAACUGGGUUGGCCCUCGUAAUCUAUUCCUUCCUGUCAUCUAUUUGGUCGUUGGAACUUUCCUCCUUCUAGUCACUAUUCUGUUCAUUCUAAUGUGGUUGAAACAGAGACUUUCUAGAGUUCAUCCCACUUGA